Trematomus bernacchii (emerald rockcod) is the source of this 1231-nucleotide messenger RNA. It is a transcript of the gene mnat1, whose product is annotated as MNAT1 component of CDK activating kinase. Gene Ontology annotation, cellular component: transcription factor TFIIH holo complex. Gene Ontology annotation, biological process: regulation of transcription by RNA polymerase II; nucleotide-excision repair; positive regulation of cyclin-dependent protein serine/threonine kinase activity. The transcript has 8 exons. The record is from RefSeq and is a predicted model, not a curated record. Bases 100 to 1035 code for a protein of 311 amino acids. Gene Ontology annotation, molecular function: cyclin-dependent protein serine/threonine kinase activator activity. Lineage: Eukaryota; Metazoa; Chordata; Actinopteri; Perciformes; Nototheniidae.
AACACAGCGGUUCGCCGCCGAGAAACUGACAGGAGAUAUUCUAAUUGUAGACACUUUUUGCUCAAUCUUUUUAUCUAAAUUUGUGUUGAAGUAACAGAAAUGGACGACCAGGGGUGUCCGAGAUGCAAAACAACCAAGUACAGGAACCCGUCGCUGAAGCUGAUGGUGAAUGUCUGCGGCCACACGCUAUGCGAGAACUGCGUGGAGAUGCUGUUUGUCCGCGGCUCGGGUAACUGCGUCCAGUGCGACACGCCCCUGAGGAAGAGCAACUUCCGCGUGCAGCUCUUCGAAGACCCGGCUGUAGAUAAAGAGGUGGAGAUUCGCAAGAAGGUGCUGAAGAUAUACAACAAGAGAGAUUUUGACUUCCCCGGCUUGAGAGAAUAUAAUGACUUCCUGGAGCAAGUGGAAGACAUAGUGUUUAACCUGACAAACAACAUAGAUGUGGAGAACACUAAGCUGCGGAUGGACCAGUACCAGAAGGAGAACAGAGACCUCAUCCAGAGGAAUAAAGUUAAACUGUCGCGAGAGCACGAGGAUCUGGAGGAGCUGCUGUUACAGGAGCAGCAGGGCAACGAGCAGCGGCGCCUGGACCUGCUGCAGGAGGAGCAGAGGCAGCUGCAGGCCAAGAGGAAGAACAAGCAGGCUCUGCUGGAUGAACUGGAGAAGUCUCAACUUCCUGCCACCAUCUUGCUCGCUCAACACAAAGUCCGUGCUGCCAAGCUGGAGACGCAGAUCGAGCAGCAGAAACUGGCCGUCAAACCUACAAACUUAUUUUCAACUGGAAUUCAUAUGCGACAGACGGUGUCUCUUCAGCCUGUUCCCAAGAUAGAGGAAGUUCUGUACCAGUACAAGGCCCUUCAUGUUGAAACCUACGGACCCCUAGUGCCUGAACUGGAGCAGCUAGGCAGACUCGGGUAUCUGAACCACGUGCGGGCUGCCAUGCCUCAGGACACAGCUGGAGGAUACACCUCAGCUUUGGCCUGUCACCGAGCUGUUCAGGACGCUUUCAGUGGGAUGUUCGUCUUCAAACGCUGAGAACAUCCAGAGCCCGGAGAUAGAUGUGACCAAAAGGACAAUAAAAAGGACAAUAAAAGCCACUCGCUGCCACCCUAAAGAGGCCAGCGCUGCUGAGCUGAAUGCUGCUCUGACUGAUUUUUGUUAAGGGUGUACAUGACCUUUUUUUAUAUUUUGUUUUAAUCUUUUAUUUACAUAAAUCAGUCGUCAAUGAAAA